AUGGAUUUCACCCCACCACCUAUCGUCGCAGAGAUGCAGGCGAUGAAGGAGCAAACGGAGGUCAUGAUGAAUGCCCUCAAGGGACGGGUAUCUUCUGAUCUUGACGAUUUGGUGAACAGAACUGACUCGCCAUUCACCGCCACCGUCAACUCCUACCCCCUACCGAAAGAGGACGCACGACGCCUUUACCAUCCGCAUGACGAUGCACUUGUCGUCAACUUGCGAGUAGAAGACUACAACAUGCACCGAGUAUUGGUCGACAAUGGCAGUUCAGCAGAUAUUCUAUACUACCCAGCGUUCCAGCAAAUGAGGAUCGACAGGGAACGAUUGGUUCCGACAAAUGCCCCGCUCGUCGGCUUCGGAGGGAGCCGGGUAUUCCCCCUGGGCGCGGUCACAUUGUCAGUAAUAGUAGGCGAUUACCUUCAGCAGAUAGUCAAGGAUGUGACAUUCUUGGUGGUCGAUUGCUCGUCUGCCUACAAUGCUAUCCUCAGACGACCUACGCUCAAUUCAUGA
Quercus lobata is the source of this 513-nucleotide messenger RNA. RefSeq lists its product as uncharacterized. Lineage: Eukaryota; Viridiplantae; Streptophyta; Magnoliopsida; Fagales; Fagaceae. The record is from RefSeq and is a predicted model, not a curated record. The coding region runs from base 1 to 513 and encodes 170 amino acids. The transcript is spliced from 2 exons.